AUGACUCCCGAAAUUGUCAGCCUGAAGGCGAGGGAUAUCGCUAUCGGCGGUUCGAGUAUAUCCCUGAUAUCCAUCAUUUUAAUCGCUGUUGGAGGUGGUGCGAUGAUAUUGAGCGUGGUGGGUGUGACAUUUUAUGUUCUACAUGUACGACGCAAAAGGAGGAGAAGAAAUCUCAUUCCUCAAGCAAAAGCUGGUGAAUCAAUCUUGAUCAAAACGCCAAAGACCAGCAUAAAAGGUGUCGUUGAUGGUAAAGGUAUGACGCCUGCUAUGCGAAUGGCUGCUGAUGUUCGAAGAAUUUCAAACGAACAACAAAAUCAAUGGACUCAUCAUGAUUCAACAAGAUCGUCUGGCGAACGUGUAUCUGCUUAUCGCGAAAAUAUGAUCCCGCCUUCUGCACAUGCCAGGAUCAUGCACACCCUUCCUUCGACAUCUUCGCAAUACUCCUUCACAUCAUCUUCGGGACCCUACCCGCAUUCUUCCGAGGGAAUGUCGACUACUUACAGCUCAUACAGCCAACAAGCGGGAUCCUAUGCGUCAGUUGAAAUGCCGCCUUUGCCAGCUAAUAGCCACCAUAUGAUCCAAAAAGCGCAAUCGCAGCCCACACAGAAAGCACCUUCGGUCAAAUCGAUAAGGAUCAGUAGAAAGCCAAUCUAUCCUGACGGUGAAAUUCAGCAGGAAAUCCAGCAAGAAGUACAAUAUUUGCCGCAGCUUCCUCAGCCGGCAGCGUUGCAACAACGCCCCACUCCUUCUCUCAACACUGUUUUACCAGUUCCUCAAAGGUCACUUUCACCUAAUCCGGCUGCUUCGAUAGACGGUAGUGAAUCAUUUACGCCUGUUCUGGAUCUUGGUAUGGAAUUUGGUGGACAGAGGUCUAAUCAAGAGUCACCUUUCGAGGUAGACAAUAGUGUGAUGGAACAAUCUUCAUGGUUGGCAAGUGCUUUGGAUAGUGCUUUCAACAGCGAUGGACCUAGCUUUGAGGAACCUCCAAGACGGGCACCGCAGAUCCCGAAGCCUGUUGUGCAUGCACCUGCUGGACAUGCUUCGAAAGCUUCAAUUUCUUCCACAAAAUCGCAUUCCAAGAAAGCUUCCAAGUCAUCACGACCUCCUCCACCAGCCACUGGACCUCCAAAAAAGCAUGAAAAGCCUACCACUGGAGGACCUUCUAGGGUCACGGUAGAUUAUUAUACACCUUACAGCAGAAGAACUCUUUACCAAGAAAGCGCAAACGAAGUUCGUCAACAGACAGAAGAAAAGGUUGAAGUUUUGGCUCCUGCUGAAGUCCUACCCUCCGAUCAAACACAUGAGACUGGAGCUGGGCGGGCAAGUGUCGAAUCUGCAGUUCGUGCAGCUGCAUUGUUUUCAUCAAUGGAACCUGUCUUGCGAAGCAAUGAAAAUUCGUUGGAUCUUUCCCUUGAUCGAUCCAGUUUCUCGCAGGCUGACCACGGGGGUAGCUUCUCGGCCGUUCAAGAUGGUAAUUCAACGAUCCAUACCAGUGUAGUUGAUGGUGAUCAGAGCAGAAGAUCAGGUUCAUCUGAAGGACACAAAAUGCCAGUCCCAACAAUGACAUUCGAUCAUACUACCGAACAAGAGAUGUUCCCCUCAGAUCUGCGUUCGAAUUCGAUGAAGGACAGACAACCGUUCUCAAGGAAUUUACCCGCUCUUCAAAUUCCAAGUGAUUUGAUCGAUGAAUGUCAAGCUGCAAUCUCUUCUGAUGACAAGAAUGUUCCUUUGAUGAACACAUUUGACAAUACCGGACUUCAAAAGACCAUCAGCAACAAGCCAAGCUUUGCAUCGAAUUUACGUGCAAAACUUUCCAUGUCACGGUCAAAAUCAUCCAACAGUGCAGCAAGCAGUGGUGGACGUGUCUCUCCUAAUGCAACACAAGUAGAAGAAACCGGUCUUGUUGCAUCUCGAAGCCCUCAAUUGGGUGCAAUUCCUGGUGUGAGCCCUGCAUUGUCUAGCAAUUCUUUCAUGGACGGUACACCUAAUUCAUUUGUUGGUCCUACUGAAACAUGGAACUUGUCAACGGAUGAUAUUGAGAUGCCUCAAUUCGUUCAACGGUCUUCUAGCUCGAUUGAAGCAGAAAGAAGCUCACCGAUCAAUCCUGGUCUUGGUCUUCAAAGCGGAAGUCAAAAGACGGUUGAUGUGCUUAGAUCUAGUAAUAGUCUCAAACGAAAGGGCUCAAAUGCAUCAAAACGGUCGUUGAAGCAAAAAGCAAUGAUCAACAGAAAUACACAACGCGAAUCAGCAUUUUCCCUAGAACGAAACAAUUCAACAUCUUCUUAUGGAUCUUCUUCACAAAGUCAUGAAUUCAACCGAGCCUUCCCUUGGUCGAGAAUGCAAGGACCAUCAUCAACGAAGCAAAACGAUACGUAUGAUGUGAUUGAAGAAGAACAUCGUCAGAGUAACAAUUCUUCGCCCAGAUUUGCCGAUGCUGAACCAUCAUCUUCGACAAGUGCUGAUUCGGUUGGAUAUAAUUUGAUCGCUGCUUCUUCGAUGGAUCAUACUACGAAUGCAAUCCAAUCGAUCCAAGCACAUGAUCAAGGUCAACAACAAAAGUGGUUGAACUUGAACAGGGAUGUUCAACGUGAUUCAAUUGCAAGUAGCUACUGCGAUACAAUCUUGUCUAGUGAUAAUGGUGAUGCAGAGUCUGCUUUCGAUUAUGAGAACGCACAAGACCAGAGAGCCAAGCUUUUACAGAGUAUCCAAAAGAGAAAUCAGGCUAAACAAGCGUUAACGGGUCAUGGAAGAUCUUCGAGUAGACAAAUGGCUAACAAACAAUCUAUUCGGGAAGAGCUGGAAGAACAACAAGGCGGGUUCACUAGCCACAGCGCUAGAUUGAGCAUUGAUGUAGGUCAAAAUGCCUCUCUUACAAAGACCAAGUCUGGAAAUGAGCUGCAAGCUCUCAACAUUGAUAUGGGAGAAUCCUUCUUAGGCGGACACGGUAUCCUCACUCCGCCUUUGACCCCGUACGAAAAGACGAUUGCUUUGCCUGAGUUGGAAGUCGAAGUUAAACAGAAAAUGAUUCCCGAUCAUGCAAGAAUCAAGAAGCAACCUACUCUUACACCCGAGGAACGACAAGCUGAACGGUUAUCGAAGCUAAGGCCGUUGAGUUUGGCCGCUAACCAAGCUUCCCACACCAGCGGGGCUGGAGUUCCUGUGUCACCUUUACCGCACUUGAACCAAUCUUCCCAUCGACCCAAUGCUUCUAGAAGCAGUAGCGCAUUCGGCCUCAGUCCUUCAACAAGUUAUGGAUCGGCAUUCGGUACCGGCUUGCAGUUGUCUUCAAUCAGUUAUACAACUUCGCCUACCCGACCACUCUUUUCUACAGCAAACAAGCGAGUUUCACGAGCAAGCAGUGCAACAGGAUCGAUCAAUCAUCAUCACGGACCGAUGGGUGUUGCCCGAUCAGCUGGAUUAUCUACGCAAGUAUCACAUGCAUCCCCAAGUUCGAUCUUGAUCAAUUCGUUGCCAGGUUUGCCGGAUGUUGAAAAUGAUUCACAAGCUUCAACACCAAAGGUAUCGUCAUUUGCUGCAGCUCAAGCGCUACGUGCAAGGUCAAGGCUAUCUUCUUCUUCUAAUGCACAAUUGAGCCUUACACCUUCGAUGAUCAAUGCUGCUCAACAAUCAUGGUUGUCGGCUGCCAAUAACAGAGAUGGCAAUGCUACUUCUGGUAUGAGUGUUCAUCGUUUAUCGGGCUCUAGCUUUGCAAGUAAUACCAGUCUUUUGAAUCGGUUCCCUAUCACAGCCAAUGCACCUAUGGUGUAG
Molecule: messenger RNA, 3768 nt
Organism: Meira miltonrushii
Lineage: Eukaryota; Fungi; Basidiomycota; Exobasidiomycetes; Exobasidiales; Brachybasidiaceae
Exons: 1
Coding region: 1-3768 (1255 amino acids)
Source: RefSeq, a predicted model, not a curated record